ACUACGCAGAUUAGUAAAUAAACCAUUCUCCAUGCAUUUGUAUGCACAGAUUAGUACACUUCUAGUACAUAUUUAUGUAUAUCACAUGUUCAGAGUGGUACUUUCGUUUGGAUUGGUUAAUAAAGAGAAUUAUGUACAGAAUUGUAUCUCUCCAGAAUAAAAACCACUCUCAUUGCACGUAGGCAUUACAGAAACAGCACUUUAUCGGCAAUCAUUUAGAAAAUCUGCAGUAAAAAAAAUUCUUGGAUUUCUUGAAGGCCAAUUUAAAAACUUUGCAUAGUGCAGAGAACCCGGACGCUCUUUCGUGAUCUUUAUUCUCGUGAAUUAUGGAUUUGGUGAGCGAAAAAGUUGUACGUCAGUUUAUCGAAGACGGAUUUGCAGUGAUUCCAGGAUUUUUAUCACCGUCCGAAGUUGCCGAUUUGAAAGCAGCGACUAAUGAAGUUGUUUCAGACUAUUGCAAAGAUUCUCAGAUUUCUAUUUUCAGGAACCAGUCGCGGGACACAUAUUUUGCAGAGAGUGGGGACAAGAUUCGUGGAUUUUAUGAGGAAGGAGCCAUUGACAAGGCUGGUUGUCUGAGGGUGGAGAAAGCCGAAGACGGGCUGAACAAAGUAGGCCACGCACUCCACACCUUCCACCCCACGUUUCGACGCAUCACUUUUAGCUCCAAAGUGAAAGAGGUGUUAAAGAGGCUGACGAGCAUUAAGGAAGCCACCAUCAACCAGAGCAUGGUCAUAUUCAAACAUCCAAAAGUGGGAGGUGUAGUGAUACCGCAUCAAGAUGCAACUUAUCUGUACACUGACCCCACUCCAGGUACUCUUGUAGGAUUUUGGAUUGCUCUAGAUGAGGCUACCAAACUUAACGGAUGUUUGCAUUUCUUUGCUGGAUCGCACAAAGCGAAGAAAGUGUACCAAAGGUUCAUUCGCAAUCAGGAUAAAAGUUCAGAGACCUUGUUUGUCCAUACAGGGGAACCAGUGCCCAAGCUCCCAAGUGGCACCUUGGUACCUGCAACUUGUAAACCAGGUGAUUUGGUUGUUAUUGACGGUCUCGUGAUUCAUCAAAGUGAGCCCAACACAUCGGAUCAACCGAGAAUGGCUUAUACUUUCCAUGUAAUCGAUGGAUCUGUUAGUUAUUCGUCAGAAAACUGGUUGCAACCCACGUCAGCCAAUACUUUUGAAAAGCUUAACGAUGUUGAUGUGCAGGCAUAACAAAAUAUGUAGUAGUACAGAAAUUACAUUGAUUGGAUGGCAUUUUCUUUAAUCUUAGUUCAAUUAUGUGACUUAUUUAAGAUCUUUAUAUGUUAUACAAAAUAGCUACUAAAAAUAUAAAAUCAGUCUGACUGGACUAUAAAUAAAUUCAGACAUAUGCGUCACUUUAAGAUGCUGUGGCUAAAGGGUUAGCGUGAAUUACUACAGACAAUAGUCUAGUAUCUGUUAAGGGUUUGUAAUUUUUAGGAUUUACAGGUAAUUUUUCUAAUUCGUCCAAGGCAUCCAUUCCAUCAAUUACUCUGAAAUAAAUUAAAAUAACAUACAACAAUGUUCACUAUAUAGUACUUAGUAAUAUUGUAAAUAUGCAGUGUAAAUAUAUUAACCUGCCAAAAAUUGUGUACUUGAGAUCUAAAUGUGGUUGCGCAUCGUAUGAAAUAAAAAAUUGUGAUCCAUUA
Messenger RNA from Folsomia candida, 1660 nucleotides. RefSeq names its product phytanoyl-CoA dioxygenase domain-containing protein 1. The record is from RefSeq and is a predicted model, not a curated record. NCBI's taxonomy places the organism in Eukaryota, Metazoa, Arthropoda, Collembola, Entomobryomorpha, Isotomidae. Bases 327 to 1205 code for a protein of 292 amino acids. The transcript is spliced from 6 exons.